CUUCAACUUUCAAAUCCUUCUCUUCUUCUUCUUUCCUUUCUUCCCAAAAUUAAUUUCUUUAGGGCUCCAAAUCAUUGAGUUCUUGUUAUUGCAAUGGCGGUUUCUUCAUCUAUUAUGAUUUUGUUGUUUGUGAUUUUAAUGGAGUUUUUGUGCUUAGUUCAUGCAAUUCAAUUUUAUGUCGGUGGAGAUGACGGUUGGACCCUUAAGCCAUCGGAGAACUAUAUUCACUGGGCUGAACGAUAUCGCUUUCAAAUCAACGAUGAAAUAGGUACAUUUCUUAUUUUCCUCCAUUAUUUCAAUGUGAAUGUGUAUGAAUUAUUCAAGUACAAGAAAGGGCAUGAUUCGGUACUUGUUGUAAAUGAAAAUGACUAUUCAAAAUGCAACAAAGAAAAUCCAAUAAAAAUAUUGAAAGAUGGUGACUCCAAACUCAAGUUUGAGAAAUCAGGCCCUUUUUUCUUCAUUAGUGGCCAUAACCAAAAUUGUGAGAAGGGGGAGAAGUUCAUUGUCGUUGUUCUUUCCGAUCGCCACCGCAACACCACCCAUAAUGCUCCAUCGCCGACGCCGGAGACACCCCUCAAACCACCGUCCCACUCUCCUUCUCCAUCACCUUUUCCGUCUAUGAACAAACCUCCAACCUCAGCUCCGAUUACUCAUCACUCACCAACUCCUUCACCGGCAGCUAAAUCUCCCACCCACGCGCCGCCGGUCAAGCCACCCUCUCAUACACCAUCUCCAUAUUCGGCGGCUCCAGCACCCAUUACUCACCAUUCGCCAAGCCCUUCCCCAGCUGCUAAAUCUCCCACCUACCACGCGCCGCCGGUCAAGCCGCCAUCUCAUUCUCCAUCCCCAUCUCCGGCGGCCCCAACACCAAUUACUCACCACUCACCAAGCCCUUCCCCAGUAGCUAAAUCUCCCACCCACGCGCCGCCGGUCAAGCCACCAUCUCAUUUGCCAUCCCCAUCUCCGGCGGCCCCAGCUCCUAUUACUCACCACUCACCGACCCCUUCACCAGCAGCCAAAACCCCUUUACACGCGCCGCCAACGCAACCACAUUCUAACUCUCCAGCCCCUUCUCCGGCGGCCGAAUCUACUACACACAUUCCACCAUCUCGUUCGCCAUCACCAUCUUCGCACAAACAUUCGCCACCACCAUCUACUAAAGCUGAAUCGCCAAAGAAACACAGACGGCGCACUUUAGACGGACCUACAUCAUAACCACUAUGCUCUGGUUCAAUUUUUUCUUUCUUUUUGUUUUUUAUGUUGGAUUUAUUUUGAACUUUGAUUUCAAAUUUUUGUAUUUCUUUUUUAAUUCUUGCUUCAAUUUAAGUGAUUAAAAUCCCCUCUACUCUAUAGCAAUUUUUUUUUUUUUUUUAGAAGAUACUGCAACUAUUUCCUUUAAAAACACAUGCAAGUAUUUUAAAUAUCUAUUUUAGUUUUCAUAUUGAGUUUUACCUUUGAUUGCGUGUUAAUUUUAUAAUUUGUUUUUAUUAACACACGUAUAAAUAACAAAGUGACAAUUUGUUGUUAUAUUUGGAGUGAUCAUUGUUAUCGUAACUACAUGGUGUGACGUGUUAUUCAAUCAAUCACGCAUGGAAAAUUGAGAAGAAGAAAAGAAAUACAAUUGAUUUUCUUGUUAAGAAUAAUGGUCAUU
Messenger RNA from Erythranthe guttata (spotted monkey flower), 1651 nucleotides. The record is from RefSeq and is a predicted model, not a curated record. NCBI's taxonomy places the organism in Eukaryota, Viridiplantae, Streptophyta, Magnoliopsida, Lamiales, Phrymaceae.